Molecule: messenger RNA, 1926 nt
Organism: Saccostrea cuccullata (small rock oyster)
Lineage: Eukaryota; Metazoa; Mollusca; Bivalvia; Ostreida; Ostreidae
Product: asparagine synthetase [glutamine-hydrolyzing]-like
Exons: 9
Coding region: 26-1684 (552 amino acids)
Cellular component (GO): cytosol
Molecular function (GO): asparagine synthase (glutamine-hydrolyzing) activity
Source: RefSeq, a predicted model, not a curated record
GAAGAAGCAUUAAGCGGCAUCAGUCAUGUGCGGGAUAUGGGCUAUAUUCGGAAGCGAUGAUGAUGUUGCCAUCCAAUGUAACGCUGCACAUAAGAUUACCCACAGAGGGCCGGAUGCCUUCCGACUGGAAACGAUCCAUCACUUCCCAAACUGUGCCCUCGGCUUCCACCGGUUAUCCAUCGUUGACGAUUUAGCGGGAAUGCAACCCAUGAGAGUUUUUAAGUAUCCACACAUCUGGUUGAUGUACAAUGGAGAGAUUUAUAACCAUAAACUUCUGGAGGAGCAGUUUAACUUUGACACCUCUACUGAGUGUGACGGGGAGGUUAUUAUUCACCUGUACGCUCAUGGAGGCGCUGAGUAUGCCGCAAAACAUUUGGACGGCGUGUUCGCCUUCAUCAUCUUAGACACAGCAGAACGCAAGCUAUACGUAGGUCGGGACACAUUUGGCGUUAGACCAUUGUUCAAAGCUUAUAUAGAAGAUAAGAAAUUCCUCGCCAUCUGCUCAGAAGCAAAAGGUCUGAUGCCCUUAAAACAGGUGUCCGAUAGCGAUGUAGAGAUAACACCUUUCCCUCCUGGUCAUGUGGAAGCAUAUAGCCUCGAUUUGAAUGGAAGGGCUACAUAUAUAAACACUACACGUUUCAAUAAAAUUGGAGAAUGUCCAGCAUAUAAAACAAUAGUUAAUCCUAGAGAUGAUGACAUUCUCGCUAGCAUACGAGAUCUGCUGGAGGCUGCAGUACAGAAGAGGACUAUGGCAGAAAGGCGGAUCGGCUGCUUGUUGUCCGGUGGUCUUGAUUCUAGUUUAGUUUCUGCUUUAUUUGCAAGAAAAGCCAAAGAGCUUGGAAUUAAGUAUCCCAUACAAACAUUUUCUAUCGGUAUGGAAGGGAGCCCAGAUUUGUUAGCGGCAAGGAAGGUUGCUAACCACAUAGGGACUGAGCACCACGAGAUUGUAUUUACUCCAGAUGAGGGCAUUGAGUGUCUGGAAUCAGUCAUAUUUCACCUGGAGAGUUAUGACAUUACAACAGUCAGAGCAUCUGUUGGAAUGUUUUUGCUUAGUAAAUACAUAAUGGAGAAAACUGACACUCGGGUAAUUUUAUCCGGGGAGGGGGCAGACGAAGUGAUGCAAGGUUAUAUAUACUUCCACAAGGCCCCCUCCGCCACGGAGGCAGACAUAGAGAGCAGGCGGCUCUGUAAGGACCUGUAUAUGUAUGAUGUACUGCGAGGGGACAGGUCCACCGCAGCCUGGGGCAUGGAAAUUCGUGUUCCCUUUUUGGACCAUCGACUCAGCAGCUAUAUACUUUCACUAUCACCGGAAAAAAGACAACCACGUAGCAGCAUAGAAAAGUAUCUACUCAGAGCAGCCUUUGACAAAACAGAAUUAUUGCCACACAACAUAUUAUGGAGACCGAAGGAGGCUUUCAGUGAUGGUAUUUCAAGUGUAAAAAGGUCAUGGUAUGAAAUUCUCCAGGACCACCUUUGCGAUCAGAUAAAUGACAAGGAAUUGCAGGAAGCACCUGCUGUAUACCCACACAACACUCCGCUGACGAAGGAGGCUCUGUACUAUAGGAAACUCUUUGAGAAGUUUUACCCAGGGCGGGCCGAGUGGAUACCUUACUUUUGGAUGCCCAGAUGGACGGAGACCACUGAUCCCUCCGCUAGAACCCUCAAACACUAUAAACAUGAGUAGCUAACCACCAGCUUUAUAAGUGAAUGGAGUUUAAGCAGGCUUCUGAUAAAUACGUUCAUGUUAAAUGGAUUUCUGCAACCUUGUUUAAAGUUAGCAAUGCAAAAAUUCCAUGGAUAUUACUAGUAUAUUGACCUAUUUUUACGAAUAUAUUCUAGAUCAUACAACAUAUUUCAGAAGUAUAGUGUGAAUCAGAAUCUCAAAAACUUAAUUAAAAUAAAGAAUUUCCUCAUGAUAGUUUAAAA